AUGCAGACAUAUGCAACGUUAGUUCUCUUCUUGCUAAUUCCAGCAGUUUUUUCUGAAGAUUUUAACAGUACUACAGAUGCUGUCCUUGAAACGGAUUAUGAAAAUGAAACUGAAAUUGUUGCGCCACAGAGAGACUUCAUUGGAGACGACUUUUACGGUGACUCCUUUCACGGCCAUUUCUAUGAACAUGCACACAUUUUUGGACCAGACUUUUACGAAUCUUUCCAUCCUCAUAUUUCAUAUCCCAGCCAUUUCUAUCACCAUCAUCAUCACCACCAUCAUAGAAAUACUAGAAUAGGUGGCUUUAUCCCUCAGUUAUUGAGUCAUAUAACACCUGGCGCUUGGAAAGAGUUGUUUAGAAUCUGUCAGAAUAACACAAUUACCGAGGCACAGAAAGAAGCUGCCAUUUGGGAAUGGGCCCCGAGACAAGGACAAGACGUUUACAUCCAGGAAAUACUUAAGAGUAUGACUCCAGACCAACAGGAAUUGCUUCAGUAUUUGCAGUUAAUAUCACAGAGGAGCAUGAAGAAAGUACCAACUUUUGUUGGUCUUCCUUCCGAAUUAUUAUGCAAUAGAAUCAGGCCAUUCACACCGAUGAUUGUCUAUGGGUGCCAAGAUCCACGUUUCCUUGAUAUGGAAAACUAUUUCCUUCCAUUAUGCGCAAACAACGGCGGCUUUUAUUGA
Molecule: messenger RNA, 684 nt
Organism: Enterobius vermicularis (human pinworm)
Lineage: Eukaryota; Metazoa; Nematoda; Chromadorea; Rhabditida; Oxyuridae
Source: the annotation of a GenBank genome assembly